Molecule: messenger RNA, 798 nt
Organism: Rubroshorea leprosula
Lineage: Eukaryota; Viridiplantae; Streptophyta; Magnoliopsida; Malvales; Dipterocarpaceae
Source: the annotation of a GenBank genome assembly
ACAAAAUUAAUCCCAGAAACAAUUUCAUCAAAGAACGGACUCUUUCACUCAAAGCGGCCAUCAGUGCAAGCAUUUCUCGAAGGAAAUUAGUCUUCAGAAUAGGAGCAAUGUUUUUAGGUUCGGUCCGGUGAUUGACUCGUUUUGGUCAUCAGGUCUGAUUGAAUCGGUUGAAUUGGUUCACUCGAUCGGUUCAAUCUAUCAAAUAAAAAAACUUUUUUUUUUUACAUAUGUAUUAUAUUUUAUUAUUGUAUGUUAUAUUUCUGUUCUGUGAAGAGGAAGAAGAGGAUCUGUGCUGCUACUGCUACUCAGCUUGGUGAAGGAGAAGCUGCUGCUCAAUUUGCUGAAGGGUUGGAAGGGGCUACCGGCAGUGGUGGUGCAGAGCAGAUGCAGAUUUGUUCUGCUGUUGCUGCUGCUCAGUUCGGUGAAGGGCUGGAAGGGGCUACCGGCAGUGGUGGUGCAGAGCAGAUGCAGAUCUGUUCUGCUGCUACUGCUUCUGUUCAAUGCUGUUGCUCUGUUCAGUGAAGGAGAAACUGCUAUUGUUCAGUUGAAUAAGGUAAGGAAUAUGAGUCGCGAAGGGCUGGAAAGGUUGCCGACGGUGGUGGUUGAGAGCAGGGAGGUCGGUGGAGGAAGAGGAUCUGUUAUGUUUCUUGUUCUUCUUCUUUUUAUUUUUUGUAGUUUUUUUGGAAUGGCGACUGCUGAUUUUUUUUCUUUUUCAGUUUUGACCUUCAAUUAGGGUUUUUAUUUGGUAAUCUUAAUUGAAGUUUAAGGGGUUUUUAUGAAGAAAAUAUCAAUCAUGCA